GGCCGGUAUAGUAUUGAGCUUAAGUGUUAUUGCUCGGGGAGGCGUAACAUCUUGGUCGCUACCGGAGCUUUGGGCGGGAGCGGCUGUAUGUAUUUAACGCACCAUUUAGUCUGCUCCUCAGCGAGAUAUUUGGUUACUCUUCCUUAUGGAAUCCAGCACAUCUCAUCCCUCUCCUUUCUAAACUUACCUCACCAUAAAUAUGCAGGACGCAAUCACCGAACCCUACAAAUAUCAUUCCAGUGGACGGCCUCUAAAAGUUGAUAUCGCCCUCCCACCAAACCAUUCUUCCAAUGAGAAAUACCAAACGCUUAUAUGCUAUCACGGGGGUGGUCUUGUUUGCGGUAGUCGAUACACAUAUAUCCCCUCCUAUCUGGCAGACAAGAUGCGCGGGUUGGGUUGGAUCAUUAUUUUUCCAGACUACCAACUCCUGCCUGAAGCUACCGGUUGGGAUAUCCGACAAGACGUGCUUGACCUUGAGCAAUGGAUCCUGAGAGAGCAGGAUACAUGGGGAAUUGACGUUGAUAAGAUUGCCCUGAGUGGCGCAAGCGCUGGUGAGCAACUCGUUCUCAGAACAUCUACCCUUCGAUCGUGAUGUUAACAUUCAUUAGGCGGGUACCUCGGCGCCCUUACUGGGAUUACAUGGAAGACCAUCAAACCGCAAGCUUUCGCCAGUGUCUACGGAAUGGUGGACAUUACCAGCGACUGGUACUGCACAAAGAAGCAACCGGGGCUCACGAUCAUGGAAGUUCCAGUCGACACGAUCCAAGAGGCAGAGUAUCAGAAAUACUACGAGAAUGAUCGGGAAGUUGUCUGGGAUGACCGCUUAAUCAAAGAAGAUAGAGGGCCGAUAUUCAUGUUAUUUCUUCGAGAAGGUAAACUUUGAUCUCUCUUUUGUAAAUUCAGUCCCUUGAGAGCCCCAUCUUACCGGUCACCCUAGGGAUCUACCCGAAAAUGAUCUACGGUCGCCUACCGGGCAAGAAUAGCGGUGGGAGCUUGGACGAAUCGUAUCUUCAGCCAUUGAACCGCAUUGGUGCCUCUUUCCCGAAAACAAUUGCGAUACACGGAGAUCAAGACUCAGCCGUUAAGAUCUCAGACUCAUAUAACCUCGUCGAUGGGGUUAGCAAGGCUGGAAUCAAAAGCGAGAUGCUUGAGAUUAAGGGCGCGGAACACGGGCUGAUGCCCGAAGCUGCGCAUGAUCAAGAGUGGAACCAUGUAGUAGACUUUUUGCAGAAUGCUACAAAGACUUAGGGUUGACCCAGUAUCUAGACUUAAAGGCUUGUUGAAGAGAUGAGAAUAUAUUGAGCUUCACUACUUUUCUUUUUCGGAGGCUCUAUACCAGAUAUCGUGUAAUUAGGUAUUUCAGCCAUUGCCUCCCA
Tuber aestivum (summer truffle) is the source of this 1376-nucleotide messenger RNA. NCBI's taxonomy places the organism in Eukaryota, Fungi, Ascomycota, Pezizomycetes, Pezizales, Tuberaceae. The record is from the annotation of a GenBank genome assembly.